AUGGAGGGUCAUAACUCUACCUUUGAUGAAGUGACAAAAAGAGGCAUGAAACGUGUCAGUCCUAAUCCCAAUUACUACCAGGACAUAAUUUCCUUGUUGUUGGCCAUUGAUGAUAUCAACAAGAACCCUGAUCUGCUGCCCAACAUCACUGUGGGAUAUCAAGUAUAUGAUUCAUGUAUGGAGCCAAGUCUUGCUAUACGUAAUAUACUGCAGAUAUUAUCAGGUCCAGGGGAAAUGGUUCCUAAUUACUCCUGUGGAGACUAUGGAAAAGUUAUUGGUUUUAUUGCAGAUCGGUCACUUGUUACAACCUUGCCAUUAGCACAAUUUCUGAGCUCAUAUGGAUUCUCACAGAUCAGUUAUGGGGCCACAGACCCAGUACUGAAUGACAGAACACUAUAUCCAUACCAUUUUAGUACAGGACUAAAUGAUGAUGUUCAGCACAUUGCUAUAGCAGAACUGGUGGAACGUCUGGGUUGGACCUGGGUGGUCAUUCUGGCACCUGGUGAUGACCAUGGAGAGAGAGAGAGUAAGAACCUCAGGAAUGAGAUCAAUAAACAUGGAGCAUGUGUUGACUUCAUUGGGACUCUAACUGAAGAUACAAACACAAAUAUAAGAACAUUAGAAAGGAUACAAACAUCUACUGCAGAGAUUGUUGUCUUGUGUGGGAGGCUUUUUCCUACUGAAUCUUUAAUUUCCCUUGUAGAGACAAUGAUAAAAGACAAGACUCUGGUCAUUCCACAAACGUGGCUGCACAUUUAUUCCUACCUGCUAUUUAAUGGCAGUCUCCUUUUCUAUAAUGAAAACAACUGGUGUUAUGAGAGAAAUGAAUCCAUACCCUAUGAAUUGACUGUUAAAGAAGACAUUUUAUUUAAAGACCUAUUUUUAUUUUCAUAUAGAUGUGUGACACAUGAUAAAGAGAAGGAUGAUUUAUUUCAGCAGGUUUAUGGAACAGUUUUUUAUAAUUGUUCUAGUUUAAAAAUACCAUUUUGGUCACACAAUCCUAAUUACCAAGUGUACAGAGCAGCAACCGGAUUGGCACAUGCAGAACAUCUCAUGCUCUCCUCAUCUGGAAAAUCCUAUAAUAAAGAUAUCCACAAAUACAUUCACAGAAAACAGUUACACCGAUAUCUAAGAAAUGUGCGCUUCACUGAACCUUGUGGAACAGAAAUUAAUUUCAAUGAGCUCAACAAAUCUCCUGUGAAGUACAGAAUUGUAACUUGGCCUAUUUAUUUCAACUCAAAAAUCAAACAAAUACCAGUCGGUGAAUAUCUUUGGUCAGAUUCUGGAAGUUCUCUAAAGAUCGAUAUCCAAAACAUAUUUUGGAAGAAAAACACCAAUAACCAGAUUCUAAAGUCCCAGUGUUCUCCAAAAUGUCCUCCCGGCUACAGAAAAGUCACAAGGGAAAGAGCGCCGCCCUGCUGCUAUGACUGUGCCAGAUGCUCAGAGGGGGAGAUCUCCAACUUAACUGAUAUGGAAAAUUGUCUAAAAUGUCCCAUCUAUGAAUGGCCAAAUAUUAAGAAAACUAUGUGUAUUGAGAAGGAAACAGAGUUCCUCUCAUACAAAGAUGAUUCCCUAACUCUGGUCUUUACUGUCCUCUCUGUGGUGUCUAUUUUAUUUGUUACAGUUAAAAUAGGAAUUUUUAUUUCAUUCCGAGACACUCCAUUAGUGAAGGCCAACAAUCGCAAUCUGAGCUUUAUUCUCCUUUUCUCCAUCAAGCUGAGCUUCCUCUCUGUGUUUUUGUUCCUUGGUUGCCCAUCUGAUAUAACCUGCAUCCUCCGACAAACCUCUUUUGGGAUCAGUUUCUCCAUAGCUAUAUCUUCUGUCCUGGCAAAAACAAUUAUGGUUUGUAUUGCUUUCAAAGCCACCAAGCCUGACAGUCUCUGGAGAAACUGGUUGAAAGUACAACUGGCUCAUUGUAUUGUUGUUGUUUGUUCAUUCAUUCAGUUUCUAAUUAGUUCUAUCUGGCUGACCAUUUCUCCACCAUUCAUGGAGCACAACAUUCUGUCUGAACCUGGAAAAAUCAUCAUUCAGUGCAAUGAGGGCUCGGUCAUUGCCUUCUAUAUUGUCCUCUCCUACAUGGGAUUGUUGGCAUCUGUGAGUUUCAUUGUAGCUUUCUUGGCUCGGACAUUACCGGACAGUUUUAAUGAGGCCAAGUACAUCACUUUCAGCAUGUUGCUCUUCUGCAGUGUUUGGAUCACAAUGAUCCCGGCCUAUCUGAGCACCAAAGGCAAAUACAUGGUGGCAGUGGAAAUAUUUGCCAUUAUCUCUUCAAGCUGUGGCCUUCUCUUCUGUAUAUUUCUACCCAAAUGUUACAUUAUUAUAUUUAAGCCAAAUAGGAAUAGAAAGCAAUAUUUACUGGGGAAUAAUAAAUAG
Messenger RNA from Xenopus laevis (African clawed frog), 2373 nucleotides. RefSeq names its product vomeronasal type-2 receptor 26. The coding region runs from base 1 to 2373 and encodes 790 amino acids. NCBI's taxonomy places the organism in Eukaryota, Metazoa, Chordata, Amphibia, Anura, Pipidae. The transcript is spliced from 6 exons. The record is from RefSeq and is a predicted model, not a curated record.